CUACUUUUUAUAAAUAUUAUUUAUAGGUGUUGUCAACAAAAUACUUUCUUCGAAGGCAUUCCUUCCACUAAGUCGUAUAAGUUAUAACAUUUACAUAGUGCACCCUUUAUAUUUGAUAUUUAGGGAUGCUAUUAAUGCUGAAAGAUAUUACAUGGAUAGAAUUUCCCAAAUUGGAGAAUUCAUAUUUUUUUUUCUAUUCUCAAUAUUCGCGGGCUUCCUCAUGUACAUCACAAUAGAAAUUCCUUUUAAUAAAAUUAUAAGUCUAUUGACGAAAAAUUUUAGAGUUUCAACACCACACAAUGGCAGAAGGGAAGAACCUUUCAAUAAAAUUUAUGAUCCAUUAAAGGAAAAAGCUAAAGGUUCAAAACCAUCCAAUGGCCCACUGGAGGAACCUUUCAAUGAAACUAAUGAUCCAUUGAAGGAAAGAGCUACAAGUUCAACACCGCCCUAUGCGAGAGCUCAAAUCGGAAACUGGUUAGGGUAUUAAAUUAAAAAUAGAGCAUAAAAUCACUAAUGUACAACCAUUUUAAUUUCUGUAUUGCAAAUAUUCAGCUCAGAAAAAAAAACUAAAAAGCAUCCGUUAAUUCUCUAAACGGGUGAAAAAUUUUAUUAAAAUAAAAUUUUUCAAAAUAAAAUACUUCAUGAUGUUAGAACAGUUUUAACAUUACGAAAUGACAUUUUUUGUAAAUAUAUGCUUUCUUUAUACAUUUACAUUGGCUAAUGGCUGACUUAAAAAAUUUACCUUGAAUAUUGGCAUAGAAUUUCUAUGAUUGUAGAUUUAUUACAAAAAGAUUAUAUAAGACGCAAAACACACUAUAAAAUAAUGUACUUUUAGAGAAAUUCAAACCAAUGCCACAUAAAAGUUGUUUUUCCUUCAAACCUGAUUUAAAUCGUCCGUUUGUUGUCAAUAGCGACAAGACGUUUUUUUGUGCGAUGUUGUGAGUGUAAAAGAAAGAGACCUUGUUGCCUUCAGCAACUACAAUAUAGAAGUAAGUCAGCUUUGUGGUGGACUAUGUAGUUUAAGAGUUUUAUGCUGGACCAGAGAUAUAUGUAGAUACACAGAAGAAGAAAACUUUGCAGGAAUGGAAUUCGACAAAAAUUUGUUUGGCCUCUUUGUAAAAAUACGAUUCGAAAUGCAUUAAACAUUUAUCAACUACUUGA
Parasteatoda tepidariorum (common house spider) is the source of this 1161-nucleotide messenger RNA. Its product is annotated as nose resistant to fluoxetine protein 6. The record is from RefSeq and is a predicted model, not a curated record. Gene Ontology annotation, molecular function: acyltransferase activity, transferring groups other than amino-acyl groups. Lineage: Eukaryota; Metazoa; Arthropoda; Arachnida; Araneae; Theridiidae.